AUGGAUUGGAUUAAUUUUUUUAAUGAUAAUAACAUUGAAAAAAAAAAUGAAGAUAAAUGGAAAUUUUCUGGAUUAAACAUCCAAGAAUGUGAAACUGCAAUAAAAAAUGGAUGGAGUGAAUACAAAAUACUAAAUAACUAUGUAAAAUAUCGAAAUUUCAGAAAAAUAAACGUUUUGGAAGUUGAUAAAUCUGAAUUAGAUUUGUCAUUGGAUAUACUCGAAGAUAUUCUUGAUAAAAAUAGGAAUACUUUCAAAUCUUUACCUGCGAAUCACGAAGAACUAAAAAUAAACAAUCUAAAUGAUAAAGUAUUACCACGUGGUGCUAAAAAAAUAGAUCUUUUAAAAGCAAUAAAUGAAAAAAGAAAUACCUUUAGAUAUAAAAUAGAUGAACCCAAUAAUGAAUUUGAUAAUGAUGGUUUAGAUCCAAAUAAAUAUCAAAAAAUAUUAAAAUCUAUAAACGAAACUAAAGAAAUAGUAUUUGAUAAAUGGAAAAAUAAAGUAACUCCUGAAUUUCUCAAUAAAUUCUUGAGUAGCUUCUUAAAGAGAAAAGGUGAUGAAAAUCUUAAAGAAAAAAAUCUUGACAAAUGGUUGAAAGGAGAAGAGGUUGAAGUUAGUAAAGAUAAAUUAAUGGGAUACACAUUACAAACUGAACCAAUAAAAAUAAUAAAAGUAGCUGAAAUAAUAAACGGUAAAUUCACCGGGAAAAUCAAUCAAGAAAUUUUAAAUAAUGGAAUAUCCGGUGCUGAUGUUUUAAUAGAAGAAGAAAAACUGAGUAAAACAUUAGCAGGUGCAUAUCUACUUCCAUACGUUUUCAACUUGAUAGGUUUCGAUCCAGAUAAAUUAGUAAAUGACAAAUAUGAUCCUAAAGAUCCUGAUAGUAGUAUUUAUAAUAUUGACAAUUUUGCCAAAACAAAAAAAGAAACAAAAACUACAAAAGGAAAAGCCAAAGAUCCAAAAACAGGAAAAAUAAAAGAAGUAUCAAAAACAACAGAAACAAUAAUAGUCGAUGUUGAUGGUCCUGGAGUCUUGCCUAUAUUAACCGGCGGUGGUAAAACUACUAAAUUAACAAGAUGUCUGUUAACAUGUAUCUUUCCUGGAAAGCACAUAAUAUUAAUCACACCUAACAAUGAAUUAGCCGCAGAUGCUGCCAAUCAUCACACAUCUUGGUUACAAUAUAGAAACAAUGUCCCGUACAAAUGUGUGAUUCAUGGAAAAGAAGGUAAAUUACCUUACAGUGUUAAAAAAGAUACUCUUGCUUCAUGGGAUAAUGGUAAUGAAAUAAUUGGAUAUCAACAAAAAAAAGAAAGAGGUAAAGAUAUAGACGAUUUAACAAAACCAAUAUACAAAAAAGAAACAAGUGGUAAAGAUGGUGAAUCAACAUUAUCAAUAUUGCAAUUACAUCAUCUAACCAGAUACAUCGCAUGUGGAAAAACCAAAAUCAAUGAAUUAGUAACAACAUAUUUUCCAGUCAUAGCUUAUCAAGUAAUACAACCUUUGCUCAUCAGAAUGGGUUAUAAACUUUUAGUAAUGAGUGCUACUUUUCCGAAAAAAAAAUUUUCCAUAUCAACAUCAAAACCCAGAGAAGUUUAUUCAAUAACUGAAUUCAAAGAUCAAACAGAUUGGGCUAAUGAAAAAACACAAAUAUUUUUUAAAACAACCACAGACGAGUAUAAUCUCAAACCAUCAGGUGAAGAAGAUCUAAAUGCAAUAAGAUUAAAAUCUGGAUUAGAUCCAAAAAAAUUUAAAAUGUUAGAAGAUAGUGAUAUCCCGUUUGUAAUAUUUGAUGCUACAAAUUCUUCCGCUGUAACAGGUAUAACUGAGGGAAUGCCACCUGGUUCUCUCUUCAUCGCAAAUGUAAAUUAUGAAAUGGGUUUCUCCCCAGAUGUUGACAAUGUAAUAUUAACCGGUGAAACACAAUUAAAAAGAUUAGGAACUGAUGCCCAAAAAUGGAUUUAUGAUACUCCUGAUAUCAAUUUCUUAUCCGUUGCUAGUAUGGUUCAACAAAUAGGUCGU
Molecule: messenger RNA, 2013 nt
Organism: Scutellospora calospora
Lineage: Eukaryota; Fungi; Glomeromycota; Glomeromycetes; Diversisporales; Gigasporaceae
Source: the annotation of a GenBank genome assembly